Messenger RNA from Thrips palmi, 1046 nucleotides. Its product is annotated as retinal homeobox protein Rx1-like. The record is from RefSeq and is a predicted model, not a curated record. Gene Ontology annotation, molecular function: DNA-binding transcription factor activity, RNA polymerase II-specific; RNA polymerase II cis-regulatory region sequence-specific DNA binding. NCBI's taxonomy places the organism in Eukaryota, Metazoa, Arthropoda, Insecta, Thysanoptera, Thripidae. Gene Ontology annotation, biological process: positive regulation of transcription by RNA polymerase II. The annotation marks the transcript as partial. The transcript has 3 exons.
CGCGGCUUCCCGCACGUGGUGACCAGCGCCGACCUGGCGGACCUGAUGCGACACCACCACCACCCCGCCAUGAUGCUGCACCCGCACCUGCACCGCCCGCCCUUCAAGAACAACAACAACAACACCAUCAACAACAACCACCUGAAGACGCCCACGCCGCCGGCCGGGCCGCGCCACUCCAUCGACGCCAUCCUGGGCCUGCACAGCAACAACGGCACGCAGCCCUCGCAGCGAAGGACCCCGGACUCCUGCACUGGGGGCGAGUCUGGCGGUGAGAACAGCUGCCACUCGGACGCGGCGUCGCCGUCGGACCUCCGCUGCCGCCUGGGCCCCGGCGGCGACAGCGACGAGGACCACGAUGCGGGCGACGCGAGCGGCGGGGGCGGCGGCGGCGGAGGCGGCGGGGGCGGCGGGGGCGGCGACAGCGACGGCAGCUCCAUGUCCGACAAGAAGAAGCACCGCCGCAACCGGACCACCUUCACCACCUACCAGCUCCACGAGCUGGAGCGGGCCUUCGAGAAGAGCCACUACCCCGACGUGUACUCCAGGGAGGAGCUGGCCAUGAAGGUCAGCCUGCCGGAGGUCCGCGUCCAGGUGUGGUUCCAGAACCGGCGCGCCAAGUGGCGGCGCCAGGAGAAGAUGGAGGCGGCGCGGCUGGGCCUGAGCGACUACCACUCCGUGGGCCGAGUGGGAGGCUCCUCCCUCGCGCUGCCCGUGGACCCCUGGCUGUCGUCGCCACUGCUAAACGCGCUGCCCGGCUUCCUGAGCCACCCGCAGUCCGGCUACCCGUCGUACCUCACGCCCCCCGUGGUGCACCAGGACCCCGGCAGCUCGGCCUCGUCGCCGCCCCCCGGGCCCCCGCCCCCCUCCCUGCCGCCCGGCGCCCAGGGCGACCCCAGGUCGUCGUCGAUAGCCGCGCUCCGGCUCAAGGCCAAGGAGCACGUCGAGUCGCUGACCAAGGGCCUGCAGAUGGUGUGACACGCCGCGGCGACACCCCGGCAGGGCCCGUAGCGCGGCGCGGUGGAUUUGCCAGAAGACCGGUGGAG